UGGACACGCGCACUUGCACAGAUUGCGGUUGCGUCUCAUAUAUGAAGAGACUCUUCACACCACAAUCAUCAAAAGAAUUCAUCUGGAAAAACUGCACUCAGUUCCAAGAUUGCUCAAUAAUGCUGCACGCUCACUUGUGAAACUUCAGCGGACACGCAUGAGGAUCAGAGCGAUUUCUGGCUUUGAGUCUGUGAAGGAAAUAUGAUGCUUAAUUUAUUAUUUCAGAGCGCAUGUAAAAAGUGAAUAAUCCAUUCGCAGUCUACUUCAUCCAGGACGCCCUUCAUCCAGCAUGCUCACUCUGACAGUAGUAUUUCUUCUCGUGGGCGAAGUCUUGUCUACACAGAAUUCAUGUCCUUCAGGGACGUUCACCACCAGUGGGGAGUGCUGCAAACAAUGCCAACCCGGGGAAGGGAUGGUGAUGCCCUGCGGAGCGACACAGACAGUGUGCGAACCGUGUCUUGACAGUGAGACAUUCUCAGAGAACUUUAGCCACACGGAGCAGUGCCAGCCGUGUACACCAUGUUCUGAAUUCACACGCAUGCUGACGCCCUGCACUGAUGCCAACGACGCGGUGUGUGUCUGCGAAUAUGGGUCCUUCUUCAGCAAAGUGACGAGCCGCUGUGAGGCCUGCACGAUGUGCCCUGUGGGCCAGGGUGUGCUGAUGCGCUGUAAUUAUGAGCGUGACACGGUGUGCGAGGAGUGCGUGGAUGACACGUAUUCAGAUCAGGAGACCUCUUUUGACCCCUGCAUGCCCUGCACCGUCUGCGAUCAGCCUGAGAUGGAGUUGAAAAGCUGCACGCCUGUCAGUGACGCUGUCUGCCAAGAUGUAGAUCCUCCUAACAGCUCAACCUUUCCUUCUCCUCUUCCAUAUGCUACACCUUCUCCUCCUUCUUUUUCGUCUCCCUCUUAUUCUUCUUCUCGUGCUCCAUCAGAUGUCUUGUAUACAGUCAAGUCUCCUCCUGACAGUCCUACGGAGAGCGUGACCACGGCUGACCCUGGGCUGAAGAGACUCCAUGGGCUGAGUGACAACCUCAUUCCCAUCUACACCUCUAUACUGGCCGCAGUGCUGUUGGGCCUGGUGGCCUUCAUCAUCUUUAAACGGUGGAACAGUUGUAAGCAGAACAAGCAAGGAGCCAAUAACAGAGCGUGCAGUGCAAAUCCCAGUCAGACCCCUUCUCCUGAGGGAGAGAAACUCCACAGUGACAGUGGCAUCUCAGUGGACAGCCAGAGCUUACAGGAAGGCCAGGGGCCUCUACAUACAGUGGUCAAGAUAGAUGGAGGUUCGGCCCUGUCCUUGCCCUUACACAAACGGGAGGAGGUUGAGAAACUGCUAAAUCGUACCUGUGAAGGGGAGGAGUCAGGAGCCAAUGAGGAAACCGAUUGGUGCAGCCUGGCAGGUCUACUUGGAUACAAAGAAGAACACAUUGCUAAUUUCAGGCAGGAAGAAAGGCCCAUCCAGGCCCUUCUGUCUCAUUGGGCGAGCCAGGAUUCGGCUAAUAUUGAUACGCUUUGCACAGCACUGAAGAAGAUCAAUAGGGAGGAUAUCGCGCAGAGCAUCACAAUGAAACCAACUGCUACAUCCACCGUAUGAGAAAACAUGAGCUUGCAAACACACACAUGCUCCCAAGCGCUCAAAUACACACCUUACAUUGCCUUCAGCAUACUUCGAUGUUGAUGUAUCACCUGUGAAGUUGAUGUAUCACUAUAUCCUUAACUUUAGGCUGUAAACUCAAGUGUCGUUUCCCUUUACCCUUGAUUAUGGCCAAACUGUGCGCAAAGAAUGCACAAUUUAGUAAAUAUUGUUUGCAUGUUCCUUUAAUUUGAGGAAAGCCAUACGGACGCGAACAUGGAUAUUCAUGUCUUUCCUGAAGAAAUUCACCAUAAAUGACUCAUCAAAUCAAAAUCAUUCAUUUUAUGUUUAACACAUUCCAACAUCACAACUAUACAAACUACACACCACAUCCAUAUUUAGCAUACCGGUUAUUAUGCUUAGGUAUGAGUUAAAAAAAAUGUUUUUUAGCAUUCUUUAAUCCACUUGUCUGUCUCUGUACGGGAACCUCUAUGUAACAUCCAUAAUGCAAAUGCUAAUGAUAUUUCAUAUGUGGCCAGUUCAGUCAUUGUCUAUGCAUUGAGUGUACCAUAACCACAAACCAUAUCCACUGAUUAUAUCCUGUCAGAGUUUGACCUCUGACCUCUCUUGUACACAGUCAAUGUGCUCCUGUGCGUUAAAUACAGUAUGAGAAGAGCCAGUCAUAGAAAAAUGAAUAAGAGAAGUCAUAACCCUCAAUUUGGAGACUGUAAAAAUUGUGGAAAUUGACAGUUUUUCUGUCAUGUUAGCUAAAGAACCUAGAUUUAUGAUGCCAUUAUAGUCAGAUUUUUGCUUAUUUGAUUGUAAACUAAACCAUGAGCCCUGAUUUCGUUGCCAGGUGGUAUUAGGGAGAGGGAUAUUCUCAUCAUAGAUAGCAUUGGAUUGGACCAAAAAUUGUGGUCCAAAAAUUGUGAUUUAAAUGUAGUAAAAAUAUCUGGUAAAUGUUUAUUUUAAUGUCAACUUAGAAGUAUACUGGCAUAUAGAUGAACUAAAAGUAUUCAUGGGUCUUUAAAGCGACUCUGACAUGAGUAAUCAACUGUGUUUCUUGGUUCCAGGUCUAGCUCCUCCAUAUCUCAUCUUUUGAUGUGUCAGUAACAAAGAGGAAUGUUUCAGUAAGAGUUAAACUGUCAUGUAGACAUUGUCAAUUUUUCCCUUUUUUUUUUUUCGAGAGAUGCAAUGGUGAAAAAAGAAACAUUAGAGAAGGGUAAAAAAAAUUGGAUAAACUUUAAAAAAAAAAAAACAGUUUACAGCCAGUUUGUUAUAGCCAAAAUUAUUUAUGAAUUUUGAAUUCUUAAUAAUUAAAACUAUUUCUUCCCAACUACAAAAACAUUCAAACUAUUAUUUAAAUCAUACCAUUCUUAAUCGAUUCAUUUUCUUUAUACAUAAGCCAAAAUGUUACUUAAUGUGGGUCAAAAUAAUAUAUAUUUUUGCCUUUUUACAACUUAUCUCCUUAUGUAAAUAAAAUGUAGUUUUGCAGUUUAUUUGCCAAUGUUUAUUGGCCCAAGUUAAAAGAGCCAAACCCAAAAUCUCUCUGACAUUGUAGUCUUGUGGCUUGUCCAAAUUUCGAGAAAAAUUAUAGCAAAAAUUGUAAUUGAUGUAUAAUUUUCACCCAAAUUUGUUCAGACCCCUAAUCCUAGAGCAAUAGUAUUAGCAAUGGCAGAAACACCACUAAUGUGUUCAUUUUAUGUUGUCUUUAUCAGUGUUUGUUCUGUCUGCAUCUCAUUCUAGAUGGAAUUAAUAAGCAGGAGGUUUUGUCAUCCUGGUGGUCCGGCUGAAAGAUGAUAGCAGUUUCCUUUUUUGUUUUUUUACUUUUGGCUUUAUUACAGCGGUAACAUGACACCGGUCACUACCUGGCUCAGGUCAUCACCAUGACAAAAGCGCUUGGCCAUGCAUUCUGUGACCCAGAUAGAAAAAUGUUAAAGACACAAGACACAUAUCUGCUCAUAAACACACACCAAAGAAACAAGCUUCCCCAUAAAAUUAACCGGUGACUGAUAUGAGCGUUUAGUGUGAUUAAAAGCGACUCUUUUGAAGGCACAAUAGAGGGUUCCCACGGUCAUGGAAAACCUGGAUAUUUCAGGGAAUUUUAGGGGUGAUUGGACGUUCAUUGGUCAAAACAUGUGGGAACACUGAAGGACUUAGAAACAAUUUAAAUCUGUUCAUUUGUGCAACUGAUAUAUUUGGUUCAAAUACUGACAUUGGUGUAGGAUACAGUGGACUUUAGAAAUCUCCAGGGCUUUGUGAUGUCUCAGGGUUUGUUCGGAGAUAUGCCCAUCUAUCACUAUUCCAUAUUAUUUCUAUAUUUCUAUACAAGUUUCUGUAUAUCAGUGGCCUUAUAAUGGAGUGUUAUAAUGGAGGCUGCAGGAAGCAUUAGCUGAUCUUCUGAACUUCAGCACAGACAUUUGGACUAAAUUUUUUUAUUAUUAUUAGGAUGGGAGAUGGUCAGACAAGGGAGAAAUGUUUGAUGUAAUUAUGCAAAAGAUAUAAAACAACAGUAAAAUUCUCUAGCUGCAUGAUUGUCAGUAUUCAUAGAUAUUUGUGAUGUUCAUUCAGUUCGAAAAGCGAUGCAGCAGCGUACAUUAUUAAUAUAUUUGAAUAUUACAGUCAGCCUAAAUACUGAAGAAAGACACUUUUAAACUUUAUGGCCAUACAUUUUUCAGGAAAAAAAUGCAAAUACAAUGUGAUUUGUAUCUUAAAAUGAAGGCAUUCUCCAUUUCUGGAUGUGAUUUUUUUUUAAUGUAUUUUAUUUUCUACAAGAUUAGAGUGUAGCACUUACAAAGUAUAAUAUACAUUUUGUAUAACAAAUACCUGAGAUUAAUAUCAGGUCUGUGUUGUUUUUUUCUGUUCAGUAUGUACAUAAUUUCCCUGUGUUUCCUGUUUUUAUUAUUCUUUUUUUUUUAAAUUGUUCUGGAGGUCAAUAUCAAACAAUCCUGCAACCAUAAACCCAACAAACUAAAAGAAAGUCACAUGAUUUGCCACUGUUCUUCAACCUUUAUACUACUUUGCUGUUUUUUCAUGUAUGAAAUCAUUUUGAUUAUUUGACAAAUGUGCCAUUUUGGUUUGAAUUUAUUUUUGUAGUGUUACACACAAUAUCAGAGCAAUUAUCUCUGAGAUGGAUGUAAUAAUGUGGCACAUUGCUCUCUGACAAUCACACUUGUGCAGUUAUUGGACAUGGAGUUGCUCAGAAACCCCUAAUAACCAGAGACUGAAUCUUGGACUUGGUAUGAGCUUUGUGAGAUGAGUAUGAGGAGCAUGAGAUGGUGAGCAGAUGUUUUGUUGGGUUUAUUUGGACACAGGUUCUGCAGGAAGAAACAAUACUGAAUGUUACAUGUAUUUACUGUUAUGUACACUGUAUCAUAUAAAUGUGAAUUUACUAGAAUUCAUAAAGUAGGUUUAAUGCAGUUACUAUUACAAAUAAGUAAUAAACUAAAUAAGAUUGCAACUGGA
Messenger RNA from Onychostoma macrolepis, 5035 nucleotides. It is a transcript of the gene ngfrb, whose product is annotated as nerve growth factor receptor b. The coding region runs from base 290 to 1591 and encodes 433 amino acids. The transcript is spliced from 6 exons. The record is from RefSeq and is a predicted model, not a curated record. Gene Ontology annotation, molecular function: death receptor activity; coreceptor activity; nerve growth factor binding. Gene Ontology annotation, biological process: Rho protein signal transduction. NCBI's taxonomy places the organism in Eukaryota, Metazoa, Chordata, Actinopteri, Cypriniformes, Cyprinidae. Gene Ontology annotation, cellular component: cell surface; plasma membrane.